This is a messenger RNA of Syzygium oleosum, 1762 nucleotides long. RefSeq names its product cysteine-rich receptor-like protein kinase 25. NCBI's taxonomy places the organism in Eukaryota, Viridiplantae, Streptophyta, Magnoliopsida, Myrtales, Myrtaceae. The transcript has 6 exons. The record is from RefSeq and is a predicted model, not a curated record. Gene Ontology annotation, biological process: protein phosphorylation. The coding region runs from base 146 to 1762 and encodes 538 amino acids. Gene Ontology annotation, molecular function: protein kinase activity; ATP binding.
UGUUUCAUUUCUUACAAAUGUCAGUCUCAGAUACCAAAUAAAUAAUGAAGCGUGAAGGAUGUGCUUUCUUCCGGAAUCCUGCUGAUGGCUUUCAUCAGUGACUCUGUGGAGAGGUGAUUACUCAGAAUUGGAGUGCACUAAAGAAAUGAUCACCUUGUUUCGUUCUCAGGUGGUCUCAAGAACCAUCCUACAGCUCUUUUUUCAUUGUCUUCUUCGUGGAUUUCACAACCCGGUUCUGGCUGAUAUCCCCGAAAAGCACUGCCCCGACAACAGUUCAAAUGCCACAAACAGUGCAUAUCGGGGCAACCUCCAGGAGCUCACUUCUUGGAUGAUCAAGAACGCUUCUUCCUCCAAGUUCUUCGAGGACUCGUCUGGGAACUCCCCAAAUAAAGUUUAUGGUCAAUACAUGUGCUUCAACUAUGUCCCCAAUUCAACAUGCCAAAGUUGCAUAGUCAAGGGAUCAGAAGACAUCCUGGAGCUUUGUCCAAACAAGAUGGAAGCCGUCGUUUGGGAGGAUUCUUGCCAGUUGCGUAUAUCCGACCAAAAAUUUUUCGGCCGUCUGUUUGAAAUAUACAAACAUCAGUUCAAUCCGAAAAAUAUAUCUGACCCUGGCAAGUUCGGGUCAGUGGUAGAUGAAACUUUAAGUUUUCUUGCCCGGAAAGCAGUUCUUGAGUCUCCAGGGACUUACUAUGCUACUAAGGAAAAGGAAUUUGAAUUGGGCACAAACCAGACUUUAUAUGCUCUUGUUCAGUGCACUCAGAACUUAACAGCAGAUGAUUGUCGCAAGUGCCUCCAAGAAGCAACAAGACAUGUGAAAGAUUGCUGCUAUUUUUCGCUCGGAGCAAGAGUUCUAAGUCCGAGUUGCUACUUGCGAUAUGAGUUAUAUGAUUUCUAUGGAACAAACGAGCCGGUGAAGAAGUCUGGGAAAAAGUGGCUGAUCAAAGUUCUCACAAUUUCAUUGCUCUGCUUGGCGGCAAUCAGUUUGUGCUCCUGGAUUUUCUUCAUCGUCAUCAAAAGGAAGAAAGACCUCGCAGAUAAACAGGAUCAACCUCUGGUUACUGGUGAUUCUGCUCAUGGUAUUCUUCUAUUGCGAUACAUCCCAGGAAAUACUCUGACUGAAAUUCAAGAUCAUCCAUAUUUUGAUAUGAGAUGCAUACUUGCGGCUACUGACAACUUCUCAGAUACACUAAAACUAGGACAAGGUGGAUUCGGUCCAGUUUACAAGGGUAUUUUAUGGGAUGGGAGAGAAGUUGCGGUGAAGAGGCUAGAGAGCUGGUCAGAGAAGGGUUCCGAAGAAUUCAGAAACGAAGUCCUACUCAUAAUGAAACUUCAACAUAAGAACCUUGUCAGGCUUCUUGGAUUUUGCGCAGAACGAGAGGAGAAGUUGCUUGUCUAUGAGUAUAUGCCAAAUAGAAGUCUUGAUGUCUUUCUCUUCGACGCACAGAGAAGGAUCGACCUGAGUUGGAGCAGACGUCUGAACAUAAUCAUCGGCAUCGCUCGAGGUCUGCUAUAUCUUCAUGAGGAUUCUCGUCAAAGAAUCAUCCACAGAGACCUCAAAGCAAGCAAUGUAUUAUUGGAUUGCGACAUGAACCCAAAAAUCUCUGACUUUGGACUGGCAAGGAUCUUUGCAGGAACAGAAAAUGAAGCAAAUACUGCUACACUAGUUGGAACCUAUGGUUACAUGGCGCCGGAGUAUGCAAUGGAGGGGUUAUAUUCCAUAAAAUUGGAUGUCUACAGCUUUGGAGUUCUCCUGCUGAGAUAA